Messenger RNA from Perkinsus marinus ATCC 50983, 1821 nucleotides. RefSeq lists its product as hypothetical. The coding region runs from base 1 to 1821 and encodes 606 amino acids. NCBI's taxonomy places the organism in Eukaryota, Perkinsozoa, Perkinsida, Perkinsidae. The record is from RefSeq and is a predicted model, not a curated record. The transcript is spliced from 3 exons.
AUGCGCAGUCUACAAAAGAAGGCCCAUGCACUGAAACAACGACGUUCGUAUGGCUACAACGGUGAUGGUCACUAUGUUGGUCAUUCGCCUCAAGGUCAAGUCUUCUAUGCCGACAACAACAAAAACAGUCGUCAUGUUCCACUACUACCACAAACUACAUCAGAGCCGUCAAAUCAGCCUCAGUCUGGUCAGCAGCAAACCUUCCCUAGGUCUGACGAUCGAACAAAAGCUCCGGUAAAAACCGCACAAGACCAACACGGACAAGAACAGAAGAAGAAACCUAUCUGUCUGAGGUGUUAUGAUCGUACUGGUAGUCACAAGGAGGAUACUUGUACGGCCACCAAGCCUAAGAACCAGGAGUCAAGAUGUUUCUGUGGUAGUGGACGCCACAAAAAGGAGCAGUGCCCAGUACCGAGCAAGAAGAUCAUCUGUACAAGGUGCAAUAAUGACACCAGAGCUGGCCCACCACAUAGGUCUGGCAUGUGUCCAUUGACCUUAGAGCUGUUGCAAGAGACCAACAACUGCGGGAGUAUCCCGACUGGCAACGGGCCAACACCACCAACGGGGCCAUCGACCUUUGCUACCCUACCUCAGCCACAACAAGUGAUCAGCACUACUUUUGGUACCGAGGGAUGCUUUGCGAUCGGUGACUACCAUGACAAGGGUGCCGACCAAUUCAUGGAAAACGGUUCCCAACCGGUAGCGACCAAAGUGUGUGUGUCGCCUCAUCUGUUAGCCGAUGCCAUUCUGGACUCUGGCGCUGGUAGAUGCUACGGACAAGAACGAUAUCUGAGGUGGUUGGCUACCCAAAAAGGCGUCGAGAUAUCCUGGAACGAGGGUGCUGGUGUCAACGCUGUCGGUCCGGUGGGAAACAGUCUCAACGUCAGUGGUACCUGCAACUUGGCAAUUUGGCCGCAACAGCAACAACGACGAGAGUUUAGUAAGUACAAGGUCAAGAUCAAAGUCUACGUUGUAGAAAAUCUCAUUCCACAGCUCAUCAUUGGUGUCAGUGGUCUACGUCUGUUACGUGUAGGACUGAUAUUCGGUCCGGAUGGCAUCCAAGGAUACUCUGCUUUGGCGGCUCCCGAUCGAGAAGAAACAGAAGAUGGUCAUGUCGUGAACAAAUACGUUGCUGAAGUCGGUGAUGCCGAGGCUACCGAUGUUUGUUCUCACCAUCCACACAACGGAGUCAACUCUCACAGCAACGACGAUCCGACCUGCCUCUUCGACUCGGUCAACUUCAUUGAGAUAAAGGAGAGUCCCACAGACGACUACACACAAGAUUCGCUCAUACCAGCGCAGGUGUCAGUGCAAGUUCAUCCUUCAUUGUCAUUUAGAUCUAUCACCAAAACUCUCACCAAAGGAGAAGGUCUAUCAUUGGAAGAAGCUCUGGAACAUCCAUUGGGUACAUUCCGUGGCUUGAUGGUAGAGUCAGAGAACUCCGAUGAGAACAACAUCACAUAUCGAGCUCUACACGACUUCAACUGGACAACCAGGCCAGCCCCGUCCGAGAACAACAAAGCUGCAGCAGAGAGACAUGCUCGGAAGCUCUUCGCCAGUCUCACGAAGAAGAAGACUCAAGAGGCCUACACCGAUGUUAUUCAUCAAUACCACAAGCUGGGCCAUAUCGAGAAGAUUCUGCCAGCAGAGGAGAUGCAACCCGCUCCAGAGGCUACCACCCCCACAAGAUACGACUACGUGGCCCAGUCUAUCAACGACUCGUCUCUACCCAUGGGUAGCAUGGAGCGACUUGAAGAACGCCUACCUCUUCGACAGAACUCCAAAGGCUACAAGGAGAGCUCAUGGUUUCAUGAUCUCUGA